AGUAGUGUGGGAGGGUGUCACCCGACCCGACCAGCAGACUGCAGUGAAAGCGUGACCAGACCAGGAAAAAUAAAGAAUAUCGACUAAAAGAAAGAUAUAAACUAACUGUAAUCAACUGCAAAUGAGAUAAGUUUGUGAUAUCUGAAAACCAUCUUGGAUAAACGCAACAUUUGUUCUGACACAAACGUUUAUGCCAAGACGCGCCUCUCAAUGCAUUGGGUUCGGUGACAGCUUUGGACAGGAAUAGAGAUAGUGACGGGAGAGCAAUGGAGAAUGGGAAGAACCGCCUGCAGCAGGCCCAGGAUGAGGUGGAGGAGGUGAAGGUGAUCAUGCUAGAUAACCUCAACAAUGCUGCCGAGAGGUCAGGCAAGCUGAGAGAUCUUGAUAACAGGGCAGACGAACUUCUGGAGAAGAGUAAGGCUUUCUCAAAGUCUGCUCGGAAAGUGAAACAGCAGAAGUGGUACGAACACAUGAAGAUGAAAGUGUUGCUGAUUGCCGUAGGGGUCGUCAUAGCAGCCAUCAUCAUUGGGAUUAUUGCAUGGUUAGCGUCUGGCUCUGAUGACAGAGAGCAACCUGCUGCAGGGCAACCCACCUCAGGGCCUUAGGAUCCUAGACUGUCUGUCAGAGCAAAGGACAUGGAAGAAAUGAAGAUGGAGGAUGGAGACAGGGGCAGGCGAGACCUCAGAGGAAAUAAGGAGUCAAUCAGACAGAAAUAGUGGAUGUAGAUAAAGAGAGAGGUUUUCUAGCACUCUGUUUGUGCUUUUGUCAAAUACAUUGCUGUCAUUGUCAAGCCAAACAUUUGGCAUGAUAAUGAGUGACAAGGUGUUGGCAUGAUAAUGGCACAAACAGACUGGCACUCAGGCUGUAGGUUUUCCACCUGAGCUCAAACUAGGUUUUGUGGGUUGACCUUUCUAUGCCAUCUGUGAUAUUGUUUGUUUUUAGAAGCAUUUCAGGCUCUGUGCCCUGUCUGUAGAUUGUUGAAUGAAAUGGUACCAUCACUAGCUCAGCUGCUUCCACAUUCGGUAUCGUCUUCAACUGGCCCUAGUUGGUCAGGCUCACUGGUUUCACAGUCAUACUCAGAAAUGCUUCAGCCUCACCAUAAGAUUUGGUAUAGGUGAAUGUUUUGUCAAUUCAAAUAAAACAUAUUGUGCCUUUGGAAUGUAAAAAAUCCCCAUCGGAUGAAUUGUGUGACUGUUUCAAAGUAUUCCAUGUAAGCUGUAAGGGGACAUCACAGAAUUAUAUUUAUCAUGAAAUGAAAUGAGUAAUUUCUUUUCAUAAUUUAAUUCUUCCUUUUUAUGGUCAAAAUAAAUAUACAAAAAUGAACUUAAUUUUGGAUAUGUAUAUAAAACGCUGUUAUGUUUGAGGCCAAUUUGGGUAAUGCAGUGUGAAUAUUUAUAUUUCAUGUGUAAUUCAUUAGCCUACAGCUGAGAAAUCACAUUAUAUUUUCACCUGUCCCAUAUCCGUUUUUUGUAUUUUCAAUUUGUUACAGACUUUCCUUGCCCUGUUGUUGUUUACCCUUGUCUUACUACUAUUUCAAAUAUAUAUGUAAAACUGUAGUGCAUUGUAAAAUAAAAAGGAAUUGACCAAA
Coregonus clupeaformis (lake whitefish) is the source of this 1588-nucleotide messenger RNA. Its product is annotated as vesicle-associated membrane protein 5. Gene Ontology annotation, biological process: vesicle fusion; SNARE complex assembly; vesicle-mediated transport. Gene Ontology annotation, molecular function: SNAP receptor activity; syntaxin-1 binding. The transcript is spliced from 3 exons. The record is from RefSeq and is a predicted model, not a curated record. Bases 267 to 605 code for a protein of 112 amino acids. Gene Ontology annotation, cellular component: SNARE complex; plasma membrane. Lineage: Eukaryota; Metazoa; Chordata; Actinopteri; Salmoniformes; Salmonidae.